AUUUAUGUUUUCGCUGACCGGUUGACCUUUUAGUUUUUAGAGAUAGUGAAGUUAACUAUUUCCGUUAUCUCCUUCCAAGGAUUUGCAAUUCUGUUCCACACUCUUCAGACUUGACCAAUUGUAAUGAAGACGAACGGCAAAGGUGCUGCCUUAAACGGCCGUAAAGCCGACCUCCAGCUCUCUCUCCCUUCCUCUCCUCAUGGAGUUUCCAUCGCCGACUUCCUAACCGAAAGCGGUACGUUUGUCGAUGGUGAUCUGCGCGUGAAUCGUGACGGAAUUCGAAUUGUCUCGCAAACCGAAACUAAAGCUGCAGCCCCUAUAAAGCCAUCAGACCACCAAUUGUCUUUAGCUGAUUUAGAAGCCAUUAAGGUCAUUGGGAAGGGAAGUAGUGGAAUUGUGCAACUGGUGCGACAUAAGUGGACUGAACAGUUUUUCGCAUUAAAGGUCAUACAGCUGAGGAUUGAGGAAAAGGCAAGGAAAGCAAUUGCCAGGGAAUUAAGAAUUAAUCUAACCUCACAAUGUCCAUAUGUGGUCAAGUUUUACGAUUCAUUCUAUAACAAUGGUGACAUUUCAACUGUAUUAGAGUAUAUGGAUGGUGGAUCUUUGGCAGAGUUUCUGAAAAGAAAUACAAGAAUUGCAGAACCAUAUCUUGCUGCCAUCUGUAAGCAGGUGCUCCAGGGUUUAUCGUAUCUUCAUCAUGAAAAACAUAUUAUUCAUAGGGACUUGAAACCUUCAAAUAUAUUGAUAAAUCAUAAAGGAGAAGUUAAGAUUGCUGACUUUGGUGUGAGUGCAAUAAUGGCAAGCACCUCUGGACAGGCAAAUACUUAUGUUGGCACAUACCACUACAUGUCUCCUGAGAGAAUUAGCAGUGAAAUUAGUGAAGGAUCGCACGACUACAAAAGUGACAUUUGGAGCAUGGGAAUAGUAAUGCUGGAGUGUGCAACUGGUCAAUUCCCAUAUUCCUCUCCGGACCAGGGUGAAGUCUGGGCUAACCUUUUUGAACUUAUGGAAGCUAUUGUUGAGCAACCUGAACCUUGUGCACCUUCUGAUCAAUUUUCCUCCGAGUUUUGCUCAUUCAUAUCUUCAUGUUUGCAGAAGGAUCCAAAAAAGAGACGGUCAACAUCUGAACUUUUGACACAUGCAUUCAUGAACAAGUAUGAUUACCUGCAAGUAGAUCUCUCAUCUUACUUCACAAACGAAGUCUCUCAAGAAACUUCUGGUAAGUAAGUGUCAACAGCUCUCCUUUAAGUACUUUUUAAACAAGGUUUCCACUUCAUCAAAUUGCUACCCUUUUCCACUAGCAUUCUGCCAUAAAAACACAGCUGAACCAUCUCCUCGUGUAUAUGAUGUAUGUUCUAUGAUUUGAUUCUUCAUGGUUGUUUAGCCUACAAACACUAUUAAAAUAUUGUCAUCUACUGGAACUUCUUGCUUACGAAUAACAAAGGCCAUGAGAAAAAUCUAUCAAUUGUUUGCCUACAAGUGCAUUUGCAUUGGUUUUUUUUUUUUUAUUUUUUUUAUUUUUUUUGACAAUGUAUACGACAAUGGUCCUGCAAUUUCUGUCUCAUAUGAUCAAUUGCCUGUCUCAAUGUAAUAAGAACAUCAAGAUAAUAUUAUUUAAUUAAUCUAAUGUGAUCAAUUAUUAUC
This is a messenger RNA of Manihot esculenta (cassava), 1644 nucleotides long. Its product is annotated as mitogen-activated protein kinase kinase 2. Gene Ontology annotation, biological process: protein phosphorylation; MAPK cascade. The record is from RefSeq and is a predicted model, not a curated record. The transcript has 8 exons. NCBI's taxonomy places the organism in Eukaryota, Viridiplantae, Streptophyta, Magnoliopsida, Malpighiales, Euphorbiaceae. Gene Ontology annotation, molecular function: ATP binding; MAP kinase kinase activity. The coding region runs from base 124 to 1227 and encodes 367 amino acids.